UAGAGUAGCGGAGAUUUCGACACAGAGAGAUAGAGAGAAAGAGAGUAACAAUGGCGACCCUUAAUGUACCAGAAUCGGUCCCUUCACCAGGCGAGGACGCCGAGCAACUCCGAAAGGCUUUCCAAGGAUGGGGAACCAACGAGGCGCUGAUCAUAUCCAUAUUGGCUCACAGGAAUGCAGCUCAGAGGAAGUUAAUUAGGCAGAUCUAUGCUGAAACAUAUGGGGAAGAUCUUCUUAAAGCACUAGACAAAGAGCUUUCUAGUGACUUUGAGCGGGUUGUACUGCUGUGGACUCUGGAUCCUGCUGAGCGUGAUGCAUUUUUGGCUAAUGAAGCAACAAAGAGGUUGACUUCAAACAAUUGGGUUCUCUUGGAAAUAGCAUGUACUAGAUCUUCUCUUGGCCUCUUUUUGGUGAGGCAGGCAUAUCAUUCUCGUUUUAAGAAAUCCCUUGAAGAAGAUGUUGCAUAUCAUACUUCUGGAGAUUUUCGCAAGCUUUUGGUGCCCCUGGUGAGCUCAUUCCGAUAUGAGGGAGAUGAGGUGAAUAUGACAUUAGCAAAAUCAGAGGCUAAGAUUCUUCAUGAGAAGAUCUCUGAGAAAGCUUAUAAUCAUGAGGAGCUCAUUAGAAUUCUGACUACAAGAAGUAAAGCACAGCUUAAUGCGACCCUCAAUCACUACAACAACGAGUUCGGAAAUUCUAUCAACAAGGAUUUGAAGAGUGAUCCUGAUGAUGAGUACCUGAAAUUACUGAGAGCAACAAUCAAGUGCUUGACCUGCCCUGAGAAAUAUUUUGAGAAGGUUCUGCGGCUGGCAAUCAACAAGUUGGGGACAGAUGAAUGGGGUCUUACAAGAGUGGUUACCACUCGAGCGGAGGUUGACAUGCACAGAAUUAAAGAAGAAUACCAUCGGAGGAACAGCGUUCCUCUGGAUCAUGCAAUUGCCAAAGACACUUAUGGAGACUAUGAGAAAAUGCUUCUCGCAUUGAUUGGACAUGGGGAUGCAUGAGAAAUGCUGCUGGUUUGAGUUAUUGUUCCAUAUGAAUGUCGUUUAUGUUCCCUGCGAUAAGUUGUUUUUGCUUUGGAUGUGUCUUGUUUUAUGGAUGUAGUUUAUGUUGUCUUUAAUUUGGAUGUACGUCUGUGUUGUGGCUUUGAUACUAAUUUUAUUAGUUUCCGGAUUAACAAGUGGGUUUUCUGUUUUAUA
Molecule: messenger RNA, 1196 nt
Organism: Alnus glutinosa
Lineage: Eukaryota; Viridiplantae; Streptophyta; Magnoliopsida; Fagales; Betulaceae
Product: annexin D2-like
Exons: 6
Coding region: 51-1001 (316 amino acids)
Cellular component (GO): cytoplasm; cytosol
Molecular function (GO): calcium ion binding; calcium-dependent phospholipid binding
Source: RefSeq, a predicted model, not a curated record